Messenger RNA from Ochotona princeps (American pika), 1496 nucleotides. It is a transcript of the gene TRIM13, whose product is annotated as tripartite motif containing 13. The coding region runs from base 267 to 1490 and encodes 407 amino acids. The transcript has 3 exons. Gene Ontology annotation, molecular function: zinc ion binding. The record is from RefSeq and is a predicted model, not a curated record. Lineage: Eukaryota; Metazoa; Chordata; Mammalia; Lagomorpha; Ochotonidae. Gene Ontology annotation, biological process: positive regulation of macroautophagy; positive regulation of canonical NF-kappaB signal transduction; innate immune response.
GGUGGCCCGGAGGCGGGGCCCUGGGCGCCCGGGUGGGGCCGGCCGCUGCCGCGAGUCCAUUUCACAGCGUGCCCGACGCGUGUCGUGCGGUUCCCCCCUGUGCAGGAGGACGGGUUGCCACGCAUCGCCAGAGGCAAUCCCUCCGGUAGAACUUGAUGGAGCUGUUGAUUAACUGGUCGUACCUCUUACACAACCAGUAGUUGUUUCUUUCUCAGAAACACCACUGUCUUUGGUACCGGCUAAUUUACAAAGACUCCCUGGAUGUCAUGGAGCUGCUUGAGGAAGACCUCACUUGCCCAAUUUGUUGCAGUCUGUUCGAUGAUCCUCGAGUUUUGCCUUGCUCACACAACUUCUGUAAGAAAUGCCUGGAAGGUCUGUUAGAGGGGAAUGUGCGGAAUUCGUUGUGGAGACCAUCGCCUUUCAAGUGCCCUACCUGCCGUAAGGAAACUUCAGCUUCUGGAGUUAACAGCCUGCAGGUUAAUUAUUCCCUAAAGGGUAUUGUGGAAAAGUAUAACAAGAUCAAGAUCUCUCCCAAGAUGCCAGUGUGCAAAGGACACCUGGGGCAGCCUCUGAACAUUUUCUGCCUGACUGACAUGCAGCUCAUUUGUGGGGUUUGUGCUACUCGGGGUGACCACACCAAGCACGUCUUCUGCUCUAUUGAAGACGCCUAUGCUCAGGAGAGGAAUGCCUUUGAGUCCCUCUUCCAGAGCUUUGAGACAUGGCGGCGCGGAGAUGCUCUUUCUCGCUUGGACACCUUGGAAACUAGCAAGAGGAAAUCCCUACAGUUACUGACUAAAGAUUCAGAUAAAGUAAAGGAGUUUUUUGAGAAGUUACAACACACACUGGAUCAAAAGAAGAAUGAAAUUCUGUCUGACUUUGAGACCAUGAAACUUGCAGUGAUGCAAGCCUAUGAUCCAGAGAUCAACAAACUCAACACCAUCUUACAGGAACAGCGGAUGGCCUUUAACAUCGCUGAGGCUUUCAAAGAUGUGUCGGAACCCAUCAUAUUUCUGCAACAGAUGCAGGAGUUCAGGGAGAAAAUCAAAGUCAUCAAGGAAACUCCUUUACCUCCCUCUAAUUUGCCCACAAGCCCUUUAAUGAAGAACUUUGAUACUAGUCAGUGGGAGGACAUCAAACUAGUAGACGUGGAUAAACUUUCUUUGCCUCAAGACACUGGCACAUUCAUUAGCAAGGUUCCCUGGCGCCUGUAUCAGAUGCUUGGAGUAGUUGUUUUGCUGGGCCUUCUCAUUUUCUUCAGUCCUAACGUAUUCCUAGAAUGGUCUUUGAUGGAUGAAUUAGCUGUAUGGCAAGACCAUCUUUCAAACUUCACUUCUUAUCUUACUAUGAAAGCUAAUUUUAUAGAACAGUCCUUUUUUUACUGGGAACAGGUGACAGAUGGGUUUCUCAUUAUCAGUGAAAAAUUAAGGAAUUUUAGUUUGGUGGUGCUGAACAACGUGGCAGAUUUUGUGUGCAAAUAUAAACUAUUAUAAAAUCUG